This is a messenger RNA of Penicillium macrosclerotiorum, 2004 nucleotides long. RefSeq names its product S53 family peptidase. The record is from RefSeq and is a predicted model, not a curated record. Gene Ontology annotation, biological process: proteolysis. The coding region runs from base 1 to 2004 and encodes 667 amino acids. Gene Ontology annotation, molecular function: tripeptidyl-peptidase activity; serine-type endopeptidase activity. NCBI's taxonomy places the organism in Eukaryota, Fungi, Ascomycota, Eurotiomycetes, Eurotiales, Aspergillaceae. The transcript is spliced from 7 exons.
AUGUUGUUGCGCCAAUUGUAUGCCACCUUGGCCAUUGCGGCCCUUUCUGAGGCUGCUCCAGCUCCAGUUAAGCAUGUUAUGCAUGAAAAACGCGAGCGGCACUCGUACGAUUGGGUCAAGGGUGACCGGGUCGAGGCUGAUGCUGUGUUACCUGUCCGGAUUGGACUGACGCAGAACAAUCUUGACAAAGGUUAUGACUAUCUGAUGGAGGUAUCUGACCCAGAAUCUCCGAAAUAUGGAAUUCAUUGGUCCCCUGAGCAGGUGCAUGACAUGUUCGCCCCUUCUGCAGAAGCAGUGGAUGCGGUGCGGGACUGGCUUCAUGAUGCGGGUAUUGACAAAUCUCGGGUCGUCCACUCGGACAACAAAGGCUGGCUGGCUUUCGACGCCUAUGCUCACGAGGCAGAAAAGUUAUUUUUGGCUAAAUUUUAUGAGCAUAAGCACAUCAGUACUGAUAGUGUCAAGAUUGGAUGUGACGAGUACCAUGUUCCAGCACAUCUUCAAGGACACGUCGAUUAUAUUACUCCGGGUGUGAAGCUGACCCCUGUUAUGAAGAAGCACACAAAGGCGAAGCGGGCAUCCCACUUGAAACAUGUGAAACCAAAUGCUCAAGCGGCUUCAUCCACCGAAAGCCACACGUCAAUUCCGGCCAAAGCAUUAUCACUUGCUUCAGAUCUGCAGGGAUGUGGCUACAACAUGACCCCGACCUGUAUCAAAGCUCUAUACGACAUCCCGGAUCCGACGAAAUCUGCGAAGGGCAACUCGCUCGGCCUCUAUGAACAAGGUGACUACUUUGCCAAGUCGGACUUGGAUCUUUUUUACAAGGAGUAUGCCCCAUGGGUUCCGCAGGGCACUUAUCCUAUCCCAGCGUUGAUCGAUGGAGCAAACUACUCCGUGCCUGCGUACAGCUCUCUCAACACCGGUGAAUCGGAUAUCGAUAUUGACAUGGUGUACGCAUUGAUCUACCCCCAAACAGUGACUCUGUACCAGGUCGAUGAUCAGCUCUACGAGCCGGAAGAAGUUGCGACCACCAACUUGUUCAACACUUUUCUUGAUGCUCUGGAUGGGUCAUAUUGUACCUAUAGUGCCUACGGUGAGACUGGCAACGAUCCGGAUAUUGAUCCAGUCUAUCCCGAUACUCGUGCCGGUGGCUACAAAGGCAAGCUUCAAUGUGGUGUUUACAAGCCCACGAACGUCAUCAGCGCUUCCUAUGGGCAAGCUGAGGCGGAUCUCCCUAUCAGCUAUACUAAGCGCCAGUGCAAUGAGUUCAUGAAGCUCGGUCUACAGGGUCACUCAAUUCUUUUUGCAUCCGGUGACUAUGGCGUUGCCUCUUUUGCCGGAGAUGGCUCUGAGAAUGGAUGCUUGGGUCCUGAGCAGAAGAUUUUCAACCCACAAUAUCCAUCGAACUGCCCUUAUGUGACCUCCGUGGGAGGUACCAUGAUCUACGAGGACCAGACAGUUGAGGACCCCGAGAGUGUCAUGCACGUCAACCUCGGCGGUACAGCCUCCAAUUUCAGCACUGCUGGUGGAUUUUCAAACUAUUUCCCUCAGCCCAAGUACCAAAAGGAUGCCGUCAAGAAGUACUUCGAGAAGGCUGAUCUGACUUAUCCCUACUACUCGGAGUUCAGCGUCGACGUCAAUACAACCAAGGGACUAUACAACCGCAUCGGACGGGCGUACCCUGAUGUCGCGGCUAAUGGGGCGAGAUUCCGUGCGUACACCGACGGCUAUGAUUAUCACUAUUAUGGGUCGAGUCUUGCUUCACCGCUGUUUGCCUCAGUACUCAACUUGAUCAACGAGGAGCGCCUUGCAGCUGGAAAGGGCACAGUCGGCUUCGUAAACCCUGUCCUGUAUGCCCACUCUGAUGUCCUCAAUGAUAUCACCAACGGUACGAAUGCUGGCUGCGGCACAUAUGGAUUCAGCGCUAUCGCAGGUUGGGAUCCGGCAACCGGCCUCGGUACCCCCAACUACCCCAAGAUGAAGAAGCUGUUCUUGUCUUUGCCGUAA